AUGACAAACAGUGGUAGUAGUGGUAAUAACGGAAACGGUGAAAAGGAUGGUCAAAUCACUCUUCAUUAUCCGAUGCUGACAAGAUCAAAUUAUGGCGCAUGGGCGAUAAAAAUGAGGGUAUUCAUGUUGGCACAGGGCGUAUGGGAUGCGGUCGAGCCCAGAACUGCAAAUACCCUGGUCGAAUCAAAGAAAGAUAACAUGGCAUUGGCAGCCAUUUAUCAGGGGAUACCUGAAGACCUCCUAAUGGUGCUAGCAGAAAAGAAAACGGCAAAAGAAGCAUGGCAGGCUUUAAAAACAAUGUUCAUGGGUGCAGACAGGGUAAAAUCUGCUCGAAUUCAGACAUUAAAAGUUGAAUUUGAAGCACUAACAAUGAAGGAAGCAGAAAGUGUGGAUGACUUCGCAGGAAAAAUCACGAAUAUUGUAAGCACCAUGAGAACACUAGGCGAGACAAUUCAAGAGUCCUAUGUCGUAAAGAAAUUACUCAGGGCAGUCCCAAGUAAAUUUCUUCAAAUCGCUUCGACUCUCGAGCAGUUUGGAAAUUUAGAAGAAAUGUCCGUGGAAGAGGUCAUUGGGCGUCUAAAGGCACAUGAAGAAAGAAUGAAAGGCUUUGGAGAUAGUGAUGACCGGAAAUUGCUUCUAACUUUUCAAGAGUGGUCUGAGAGAAGCAAAAAGAAUCGAGACAAUGAUUCAAAACCCAAGUCAAAUCGAGGCGGAUUCAAUGAGUCACGAGGAAGAGGACGAGGACGCAAUAGAGGCGGUGGUCGAGGUGGUCGUGGCAAAGUCGAUUACAACACUCAGAAAAAUGCAAAUUCACAUGGAUCAAGCACCUUUGACAAAAGCAAGGAGCAGUGUUACAGAUGUCAAGAAUAUGGCCAUUAUGCCACAGAAUGUAAGAAUCCAAGGAAAGAAAGAAGCCACGAAAACAACUUGAUCUAG
Messenger RNA from Lactuca sativa (garden lettuce), 936 nucleotides. RefSeq lists its product as uncharacterized. Gene Ontology annotation, molecular function: zinc ion binding; nucleic acid binding. Lineage: Eukaryota; Viridiplantae; Streptophyta; Magnoliopsida; Asterales; Asteraceae. The record is from RefSeq and is a predicted model, not a curated record.